Messenger RNA from Drosophila busckii, 884 nucleotides. It is a transcript of the gene CHOp24, whose product is annotated as transmembrane emp24 domain-containing protein 2. Lineage: Eukaryota; Metazoa; Arthropoda; Insecta; Diptera; Drosophilidae. The coding region runs from base 98 to 724 and encodes 208 amino acids. The transcript is spliced from 3 exons. The record is from RefSeq and is a predicted model, not a curated record. Gene Ontology annotation, cellular component: Golgi apparatus; endoplasmic reticulum-Golgi intermediate compartment; COPII-coated ER to Golgi transport vesicle. Gene Ontology annotation, biological process: intracellular protein transport; endoplasmic reticulum to Golgi vesicle-mediated transport; Golgi organization.
CGCUCGCACCGAUUGACAAACCGACACAAGUACAACUACGUGGCCGCCGCUAUUUAGAAAAUUAAAUACAAUUUUACGUAAAAGCAAAGGCAGGAACAUGCAAAUAACAUUAAACAAUGCACUGCUAGCAAUAUGCGGCCUAAUGCUCGCCACCAGUGCCGCUGAGGCCUUCAUUGUCAGUGUGGAUGCACACAACGAGGAAUGUUUCUUUGAGAAUGUUGAAGGUGGCACGAAAUUCGGAGUUACCUUUGAGGUUAUCGAGGGCGGCUUUCUGGAUGUGGACAUCAAAAUCACUGGACCCGAUCAGCAUGUGAUGCAUGAGAGCGAAAAGGAAUCCUCCGGCAAAUAUACGUUUGUGGCACCAGCCAAGGGCAUCUAUACAGUUUGCUUUAACAACGAACGCAGCAGCAUGACACCCAAGCUGGUCAUGUUCUCCAUUGAGGUCGGAGAUGCGCCACAGCGUGCGCCAGGCGCUCCUGGCGAAGAGGAGGUUGGCCACACCAAGCUGGAGGACAUGAUUCGCGAGCUGUCGGGCACGCUGACCAGCGUGCGUCAUGAACAAGAGUACAUGCAUGUGCGCGACAAGAUUCAUCGUUCGGUCAACGAGAGCACAAACUCUCGCGUCGUCCUCUGGUCCACAUUUGAGGCGCUCGUCCUGGUGCUUAUGACUGUUGGCCAGGUGUAUUAUCUCAAGCGCUUCUUCGAAGUCAAGCGCGUGGUGUAAGGAAAACCGAUUGCAGUCUCAGCCCUAAUUUAAACAAAUAAUUCAUUUUUUUUUUGUAACAAAAAUUCAUAAAAAACAAACAACACAAAACAACAACAAGACACGUGUUAGUUUUCAUCUUGGACUGUAAAUAUUUAAAAAGCAAACGAAAAAGAUUUAC